Molecule: messenger RNA, 3535 nt
Organism: Centruroides sculpturatus (bark scorpion)
Lineage: Eukaryota; Metazoa; Arthropoda; Arachnida; Scorpiones; Buthidae
Gene: mRpL47
Product: 39S ribosomal protein L47, mitochondrial-like
Exons: 6
Coding region: 2347-3063 (238 amino acids)
Biological process (GO): mitochondrial translation
Cellular component (GO): mitochondrial large ribosomal subunit; mitochondrial ribosome
Molecular function (GO): structural constituent of ribosome
Source: RefSeq, a predicted model, not a curated record
AUUCAGUGUAAUUAAUAUUUGCUAAAAUUAUGAAAAUUUAUAAAGUUGAGUAGAGUUAAAUAUAAAGGUGUGGUUACUUUGAUGUUUUUGCUUUUAUGGGCAUGCUCUACAGCUCUGUUAAAGUUCCAACAGUAUCAAACAGUAUUCACAUUUGAAAUCUUGCCAUUAUUUAAAUAAAAACUAUAUUUCAUAAGAUACAUAUGACGAAAACAAAUUGAAAAUACAGGAUAUAUGGUAAAACAUUUCAAGUUGUGCAGUUUGACUUAGCAGCUAUCUACAAGUCCCAGGCACUGUAUAUAAGGUUUACUGGUUUUCCAUAUAAUACGGUCUUGUUAAGUCAAAGUUGGUACUUUUUAAGAUGAGUCAAUUUUCUUGUGUACCCUCUACCAUUUGAUAGAUCUGCAAUCUACAUUUUCUCUUGUAUUCCAUGUGAAUACAGAUGGUUAACAUAAACAAACACUAUGGCUUUAUGCAAACACAAUACUGUACUAUGCCUUUAUAACCGUCAGUGGCGUGCAGUGACAUUUGAUGAUAGGGAAGCUGUGUUGGCCCUGGAUAGACUCAUUGGAAGUGUCAUACGAUAUUUUGGUGUGUAGCAUCCAUGAGCUAAACUGUGUGAAGUUGGUGCUCUGUAAAGCAAAUGCCCGUAAUCUGGCUGCUUUACACUAUUCAAAUAUUUUCACCGUGGAAGCUGUCCCGUAUUUGACAAUAUAGCGCUUCCAUUGGAAAUAUGCAUAUACAAAUUUAUAUUCGAAUAUACAAUAGCAAUCUUAUCGAUUUUUCACAAUUUGUAAUAAGAUACAUAAUGCAGUUGUGGUAAAAUAUUAAUUUUAAUUUAUUCAAAGUAUGUGAAAAUAUGAAAAUAAUCGCACAAUAUGUAUUUAUAUUUUAGAAAAUACAAGGAAAGUGAUGCUUCCAUGGACGGCACGCCACUGAUAACCUUACAUCAAUAUCCUUUUACUGAUACAGUAUGUUACCAGCAUUGUGAUUGGACACAAGAGGACUCCUUGAAAAUGCACUCAAAAGUAUCAUAAACCCUAUGCAAUUUUGUGAACAGAUUCUUGAGAAUUAUCAUCCACAGAAAAAUUUGAGAAAAUCAUUAUUAAACUCAUCAACUUGAAACUCUAACUUAAAGUCAGGCAGCAAUAUCUUCAGAGUCCCUAAAUCAACUUGGAUUUCAAACAAGGAAAUAAUAAAAAUCUGUUGGUGACAUAUGGGGAAUGUGCAGGGUGUUACAGUGUUAUCAUAUUAUACUUUGCUAGGCACUGUUUAACCAAUAUGAAACAUUGUCAUGAAGAAGAAUCCAUGUAUUUGUUUUUCAUUUCUCCUUAUUGCAUCUCUGAGAGAUGCUUUCUGACAACAAAAGAUAUCAAGAUACAUUUUCUUGGUAAUCAUCUGGUCUUCUAGAAUAAAUUUCUGGUGAAUAAUACCCUGGCUGUUAACAUAAUUUUUCCUUUGCUCCUGUCUACAAGGUAUUUCUUCAUCUGGAUAAGAUAUGUCGAUUGUGGAUUGUAUGAGAAACACCAUGUCUCAUUUUUUUUACUAGAUUAUUUUAAAAACUUUUAUCUGUAUCAGCUAUUGCAAUUAGGUGUUGUAAUACUGUCAUUUGCAAUUUUUUUCUUUUGUUCUGAAGAUAAAAUUCUUAGAACCGUGUAUUGACAAACAUGCUGUAUGUUCAAAUGAUUUAUUAGAACAUUGUGCCAUCCUUUAACAGAUGUUUUAACUUCUGAUACUAUUUCUUUGACAAUUUUAUGUCUGUUACUGUGAACAACAUUUCCAACAUAUGCAAUGCUUUUAUAAGUUGUCAAGGUUGAGGAGCACCAACUACAUGGAUCAUGGUCAAUAAUAACAUGAUUCAAACACAUCCUUUCUUGGUAGAUCAGCCAUGUGUUGCAUUACCUUAUUUUAUCAAUCCAAUUUGAGAUGAUCGAGCUGUAUUGAAAGAUCAUAUUGGAGCUUGUAUUAUAAGUAUUGGGAUCUACUUUGAAUAGGUUGUAUUAGGUAUACAACAACACUAAAGAGAUAAUCAUGGAACUCAUAUUAUUGAAGUAUUGUUUUAAGUCAGUUCAGUAAACUUGUAACAAUGUUUUGAUGGUUUGUGUACAGGUUCAAACUGUAUCGUCUGGUGGAAAACGACGAGCACCACUGGCCCUGCAAUCUAAAUACCUUCAUGGACAACAGGAAAAUAUACCAUGCCUUUAACUUAUGAACCACCAGCAGACCAACAUAAGCAACUUGUAACUCUGCAUCCUCUUUGCUGUGUUAUCUUAAUGCUACUCAGCCUCUACUAGUGUAUUGUAUCUUGUUUGUUUAUGUGACUUGAGAAAACCAUUAAUAUCACAACAAAUGUCAAAAUCUUUAUUUACUACUACUAAAUUAAACGAUUUAAUGGAAUUCUUUGAUGACCAGAAAAACUGGGGAGAACAAGAAGUAAAAUCUGGUCGAUCAUGGCAUAAAGAUGAACUGAGAAUUAAAAGUAAUUCUGAUCUUCAUAAACUUUGGUAUAUUCUUUUAAAAGAAAGAAAUAUGUUAUUGACAAUGCAACAUGCUGCAAAGACUGAAUGUGAAUUAUUUCCUAGUCCAGAAAGAAUAGAUAAAGUAGAAGAAAGUAUGGAGAAUCUUGAGGAAGUAAUUAGAGAACGUAAUAGAGCAUACUAUGAAUUAGAAACUGGAGAAAAUGGUGAAAGACCAUGGGAAAUGAGAAGAGAUGAAAUAGGUCGAGAGUAUAGAUAUGAUUAUUCAGAACGUGUUUUACCUGAAUCAAUGAAAGAUUCCGAAGAAGCUAAAUAUAUCAAGUCUAUGUUGGAUAACAUUGUACCGGAAUCAUUUAGUAAUCAACAGUCUGUUACUAAUGCAGAAUAUCAUGACUUUGAUAAAGAUGUAGAAAGUUUUCAGUAUCAGUUAAGAGAAAAAGAGAAGAAACAAAAAAGAUAUGAAAUUAGUAAAAUGAAACAAGAAAUAAGAAAGCUUUGGCAAGAAUUUCCUGAUAUGGAUGAAGAGGCACUUAAAGAAAAAUUUCCAGAAAUUGAUUUAGAAAGAUUAAAGAGAGAAACUGAAAAAUGAAAUUUAAAAGUUCUCAAUUAAUUAAUUUUGUUACAUGGUAUUUAAGAAAUGAAGAAUUUUAGAAAAGUAUUAAUUUUUAUAAAUCUAUGAAAAUUAAAUUGAAAAUUUUUAUUUCAACAAUUUGUUCAUUUUGUAACUGUAGUAAUUACAUUUGAUAUUAACGAUAUCAAGCAAUCUGUAAUUAACUAUACAAAGAAAUCAGAAAGAAAGUAGAAAAUAAUGUUUUUUUGACUUUCUUUUAUACUAUAUUUUAUUUUAUAAUUUCACCUAAAAUUUACAAUAAUUAUGAUUGUUACCAUAGAUCUUAUUAAUGAUUUCAAUUAUGUAAUUCUAUUUAUUAUUUUGAAAAACAAUUCAGUUUUAAAUGAUUUGUAUAUAAAUAAAAGGGUAAAUUAAUUAUUAAAAUAUGUAUAAACUGGUGAUAUGCUACAUAACAGUUGUUGCUAUAUAUAUAUAUAUAUAUAUAUAUAUA